Molecule: messenger RNA, 1598 nt
Organism: Maniola jurtina (meadow brown)
Lineage: Eukaryota; Metazoa; Arthropoda; Insecta; Lepidoptera; Nymphalidae
Product: leucine-rich repeat-containing protein 58
Exons: 4
Coding region: 164-1237 (357 amino acids)
Molecular function (GO): protein binding
Source: RefSeq, a predicted model, not a curated record
CAACAGUCACAAGUAGGUAUCAACUCAGCUCAUUAGUUGCGCGUGCGCCGCGAUAGAGGCGACUGGUUUAUCAGUGGCCGAAGCCAGUUCCGAUAAUGUGAAAUAAUAACAAACCUCACAAAAAAAUAAUAUCUGGCUUGCCUGCUUGUCUACUUGAUCAAUAAUGGAGUGCUAUACAUCGGAUAGUUGCGAUAGUGACAGCAGGGAGCAGAAAACACUCGAUCUAUCAAAUCGAUCUUUGGAUUUCGAGACAAUAUCGUCUGUAAUGGAGAGCAUUAUCGAAGAAAAGGGAUGUGUGGCAAAAUACGAGAUCAUUUUGCUCUACAGUAAUCAAAUAGAGACACUGCCGAGCUCUGUCAACAGGUUUAUCAACCUAAAGAUACUAGACAUAAGCAACAACAGACUGACCUCGCUUCCCGAUGUGCUCAAAAAUUGCCCACUUACAUCAUUGAUUGCUAAACACAAUCAAUUGACCAACGAGUCCUUACCAAAGUGCUUCUAUACAUCAAAAAACACCCUACGAGAGCUCAACUUAAGUGGCAACAAGUUAAACUUUUUCCCAGAACAAGUAUUACAAUUAACGUCGUUGAGAUACCUUUAUUUGGGCGGUAACAGUAUAGUCAAUAUACCAAAGGAUAUUUGGAAGUUGAAUAGUUUACAAAUAUUAUCAUUAGGAGGCAACCAAAUAACGGAGGUACCUGACUCGGUGGGAGGUCUGGUGUCCCUCCAGGCCUUAGUUCUAAGCAAUAACCAAAUAGAGCAGCUACCGAACAGCAUCGCGAACCUUAAGCAACUCAGGACGCUGCUGAUCCACCAAAACAGACUGAAGACCUUACCGACUCAAAUCAUAAAACUGAAAUGCCUGAAUGAGUUGAGUCUUCGCGACAACCCUCUCGUAGUGAGAUUCGUACGAGAUAUGACAUUGCAGCCACCUUCGUUGCUUGAGCUAGCCGGUCGGACGAUAAAGCUGCAUGAAAUUCCGAUAAAACACGGAGAAGUGCCCGCUACAUUGAUAAAGUAUUUAACGACUGCCCAGUGUUGUGUUAAUCCCAAAUGUAAAGGUGUAUUCUUCGAUAAUCGCGUGGAGCACAUUAAGUUUGUCGAUUUCUGCGGUCGAUACCAGAUUCCCCUGCUACAGUAUCUGUGCAGUUCUAAAUGCAUCACCGGCCGAUGGGAGAGCCGCGAAGUCGAUACCCACGCGCCAUCACACAUGAUGAGAAAAGUUCUUCUGGGAUGAAAAGUGUUGCUGUGCCUACGAAAUCUUCGUCAUCAUUAUCAUCAUCAUCAACAAACUAUAGGCGUCCACACCUGGACAUAGGUCUCUUGUAAGGACUUGCACCCACCAAGGCCUUGCGCCGCCUGGAUCCAGCGGCUCCCUGCUGAUGUUAUCUGUCCACUUAGUGAGAGGUCUUACAAAGUUGCGCUUUUCAUACCAAACCUUAUGAUCAUGUAAAUACAUACUCGUAAUAGUAUGUUCAAAGUAUCAAUAAAAUAAUGUUGUGAUAUUCAUGAUCAUGUCAAAUGCUGAUACAAUUAUAAUUAAAGGUAGACUCGAAACAGCAGCAAAAGAAAUGCAAUAUAUAGUAUAUGUAAAUAUU